Molecule: messenger RNA, 2095 nt
Organism: Pyrgilauda ruficollis (rufous-necked snowfinch)
Lineage: Eukaryota; Metazoa; Chordata; Aves; Passeriformes; Passeridae
Gene: BORA
Product: BORA aurora kinase A activator
Exons: 13
Coding region: 183-1991 (602 amino acids)
Biological process (GO): regulation of mitotic spindle organization; activation of protein kinase activity; regulation of mitotic nuclear division
Cellular component (GO): cytoplasm; nucleus
Molecular function (GO): protein kinase binding
Source: RefSeq, a predicted model, not a curated record
CGGGGCGGGAGCGGCUUGGCGGCGGCGGCCGGGUAACGGUGCAGGUGGCUGUGCCCGCAUCCUCGGCAUUCCCGGCUCACCCGGCUUUCCCGGCAUCGCCUCCUCGGCGGCGGGGCUUGGGAGGGCGGCGAGCGGCUCGGCGCGGUGGCACCGUCCCGGGGAGAAGCGUAUAGCUUAGUGUUAUGGGUGAUAUAGAAGAAGCUAAAAUGCAGAUAACACCAGAAACUCCAGGACGAGUCACAAUCCUGAAUCCUUUUGAAAGUCCCAGUGAUUAUUACACUCUUCAGGAGCAGAUUGUUUCCAGUCCUUCAAUCUUUAAGUCAACGAAAUCCUCAUCUACCCCAGGAAAAUUCAGAUGGUCUAUUGAUCAGCUUGCUCUAAUAAAUCCUGUGGAAAUAGACUCGGAAGACAUUCGACGCCAAGGAAUGUAUUUGAGCCGUGCUAGAAUUGAUAAGGAGACAGAAGACAGAAGGCAAAAAGCUAUUGAGGAGUUUUUCACAAAAAAACUCAUAGUUCCUUCUCCUUGGACCGAGCAUGAAGGCAAGCAAGUUUCUCAGUUUAAUUCAACUAAAUCCAUAGAUAUAAAUAACAUUUCUCCAAUUGGAAGACAGCUGAGCUUGCAGCCUGGGAAAAGCAAUGCUGCUUGUCAGACAGUACUGUCUUUGCCAGUGGAUUUUAAUUUAGAGAAAAUACUAGGUGAAUAUUUUAGAACUGAUGAAUUUGCCGAUCAGUCUCAGGAAAAUCUAAGCUCUUCAUCACUCAGAAGAAAGCUGUUUUUAGAAGAAAAUGGGAAUGUAUCUGCAUGUUUGUCCCCUUCUUUGCAUAGUCCAUGUGGUAGUCAGCCACUCGGAGUGCUUUGUUCCAUAGAACUAUCUCCAGUCCGGUGCAGAAGCCCCCUGGACACAUCUAGUUCAGGUCAGUUUUCAUCAAGUCCUAUUCAGGGAGGAACAAGAGCUUAUAGUCUGGGAAGUAUAACCAGUCCCCCAUUUUCAGAGGGGUCUCCUGCACCUAAUGGUUCUCCAGCUUUUUCACCAAUUGCUUUUCACAUAAGAAAAACACCACUCUCAGACCAAAGAAAAUUUACAUUUCGUUCUCCGGAUAUUCCUUCUUCCUCAAAUAGAAUGACACCCCCAAGUACAAGAAGUCCUUACAUAGAUGGUUGUUCUCCAAUUAAAAAUUGCUCUCCUAUGAGACUUGGAGCCUGUAGAGGAACUGCCCAAUAUCAGACUUCUGUCAUUAGAAUACCAAUUGCAGUUGAGAAUCAUGAGGAUGAGGAAGACAAGGAAAACACUUCUCCAGCAGAAGCUCGGUUCCCAGAAAUGGAUAAAGGAAUAAACCUACAUCAGGAAGACAGUGAUACUUUUGCACAUGGUACACAUCUUGUGGUGGCAACUGUAUCUAUUGCACCAGAUCACUCAGAAGGUUGUCAUCAAAGGUUGCCAUCAUUUCAGGAUAUAGAAGGCUUAAAGGAAAAUAAUACCGUAGACAUGGCUGAUGCAGCUGAAGUGUCAGAGGAAAACACCUGGAUGAAAGAAACAAUUGGCAGUAGCAAUGCACCAAUGACCAGCUUUAUGACAGGCAUUACUUUCAGUAUUGAAAGCUCUCGCAUGUGCAUGUCACCUCUUGCAGAAAGCAGUGCAAUUCCUUGUGACAACAGUAGUAUUCAGGUGGACAGUGGUUACAAUACACAGACUUGUGGAAAUAGCAUUAUGGAUACUGCAGGGGCUGAAAACAGUUGCAGAGAGAAUGAUGUGAACACUAUUGUGUUUCAGAAUAAAUCUCAGCUGCUUAGAACAAAGGAGUGUUCUGUUUUAAGCCAUAAGGACAAUCAGUUGCUGAGAACAAAGUCUCCAGAGAAGCAAUCCUGUUUUCAAAAAGCCAAAACACAUAGCACAGUAUUUGGUCAAAAUGCAACUUGCAACAUUUCUGCUUGGAAACAUAAAAAUGAAAAUCAAGUUCAGGGAUUUCACAAAAGUGUUCUGAGGUGCUAAAGAGAAUGCACAGAAAUGCUGACUUCUAUCAAACUCUCAAACCUUCCUUAAGACUAUUAACAAGAAACUCUACAAUCAUUUCUUCACUUUGCAGAAAUAUUUAU